This is a messenger RNA of Tachysurus fulvidraco (yellow catfish), 918 nucleotides long. RefSeq names its product transmembrane protein 106C-like. NCBI's taxonomy places the organism in Eukaryota, Metazoa, Chordata, Actinopteri, Siluriformes, Bagridae. Bases 171 to 800 code for a protein of 209 amino acids. The transcript is spliced from 7 exons. The record is from RefSeq and is a predicted model, not a curated record.
CUUCCUGUUCCCUACACCCUACUUCCUGUUCCCUACACCCUACUUCCUGUUCCCUACACCCUACACCAGGGGUGUCCUAAAUCUGACACCCAGGACAUGUGUUGUGCAAAAAAAAUCUCAGACUGCACAAAACCUGACAUGGAGGAGCUGCAGUGGGUGGAGGUAGGAGGAUGGGCAGUGCAGAGGUUCCAGUGGAGCGAGUAGAUGAUGAAUCUUUGGAUGGUCUCGACAGACAGGAGGACAUCGCCAGGUUCCCUUAUGUGGAGUUCACAGGCAGAGACAGCAUUACCUGUCCCACUUGUCAAGGCUCUGGUCGCAUCCCCUCAGAUCAGGUGAACGAGCUGGUGGCUUUGAUUCCUUACAGUGAUCAGAGACUGCAGCCUCAGCGGACGAAGCAGUAUGUGGGUCUAUCUGUGAUUGUUUGUUUGUUUGUUUGUUCCCUUGUGACCUUUUUCAUGUUCCCUCGGCCGGUGCUGGUGGAGGACGGAGGGAUUCGGUCUGUCAUCAUCCAUUUCGACCACGACACCAGCCGUGUGCUCAUAAACAUGACUAAUGCCCUGAAGUUUAACAACUGGAACUUCUUCACCGUGUUGGUGGACAGCGUGAGCAGUCAGGUUCUCUACAUGAAGACGGUCAUUGGCACUCAGCAGCUUGACAACAUCAUCAGAAUCCAACCACUAAGCCAGAGACAGAUGAACUUCACUGUGAAUGUGGAGAUCAGCGGGUCGCUGUCCUACGUAUAUGCUUUCUGCACCAUGGCCAGCAUUAAAGUUCAUAACAUUGUGGUGUUCACACAGUGAGUCUCUGUCACGCUUCAUAAUGUUACAAACAUAAAGCCUUUACAGUGACGAGUCAGUGUGAGAAGCUUAAUCACACACACACACACACACACACACACACACACACACACACACACAC